Messenger RNA from Seriola aureovittata, 1103 nucleotides. RefSeq names its product interleukin-1 receptor accessory protein-like. Bases 163 to 600 code for a protein of 145 amino acids. Lineage: Eukaryota; Metazoa; Chordata; Actinopteri; Carangiformes; Carangidae. The record is from RefSeq and is a predicted model, not a curated record. The transcript has 5 exons.
GAUUUGUCAAACAACCCUCGAUGACAGAGUGCCAGCCUGGGAGGAAAUCCCCAGUGUAUUGUCUGUGUGUUUUGAGUGGAAGAAGAGGGAAGUGAAUUCUGUCUAUAUAUAGUAUUUCAAAACGGCAGUGAACAGCAAGAACCUCUCACUGAAGCAGUCAAUAUGCAGCUGUCAUCUGUCGUCAAAGCGCUGGGGUCUCUGUAUCUGCUGCUUGCAGAAGGAUUUCCAGUUUCAGAGGAUGGAUCUCCAGAAAUCAUUGGGGCAUAUCAAGUCCAAAUAAAAGUUCAUCCAGGUGAGCCCCUGGUUCUUCACUGUGAUGCAUUAACAAAUUGCAAAGAUGGCGUGACACUUAUCUACUGGCUCGUCAAUGGCUCUUUCCCUGAGGACACACCCAGCAGUGGUGGAAUAGUAGAAUCAGAGGAAUCAACUUUGGCGGAGGGUGAAAUCCUACAGAGGAGUUUGCUGUUGAAGAAUGUCACACCAGAGGACCUCAAAUCCACCUUCACCUGUGUUGUGAUAAGCGCUUUUGGAAUGGUCCAAAAGCACAUCACACUAGCAGCACCAGGAGGUUUGAAUGUGGGGAAAAAAAGAAAACACUGAAUGUGACUGCUGAUAAGAAGUGGUGGAUUUCUCUGAGCCAUGUUUUAUCUUGCAAAAAUGAUUCAUAUUGGUAAGAAUCAACAUUAUCUGUGAAUUUACUAUUAUUUGUUACACUGUCAGAUGCAAGAAUUAUGACAAAGAAGAGUUGGAUGAGGAAAUGUGCAAAACUUGAGAGAGUGAGACCAGUGGUGUUACAAUGUAAAAAUCUGAUGUAGCAUUUUCAGGAUCCCCCUUUUUAUCCAAGGAAAAGACAUCCAGACACAACAUUUUACGUGGAACUGAAUGCAUCCUUGAUAGAAUCGUGGUAAACUGUCUAAAUCAGUGUAAUUUAGAUAACUCUACUACACAAAGGUACUGUAUUUUAACUUCAGAAUAUAGAUAGAAUAUUGUAUCAGUUUAUUUGCUAUGCUUGUGUAUCAUUCCAGUGUCUGUGUGUGCUGGCGAUGAGCCAUCUUAAAUCUGUAUACUGUUUGAAAAUACACGCUUAAUGAGACAAAGUUGAA